AAAAAUAAACAAACGUGCCAAGUUUAAUUUAAAACUGAUAUUAAUCUACGUUUAUUUACGUUGAUUUUAUUUCUAGCUUGCCUUUCUCACUAUAAGUUGACUAAAUUUGAAAAUGACGACAUAUUUGAGUGAAUUUCAUCAGUAUUUUCCAUCUUUCCAAAACCAAUGUUUCGUCUACACGUCAACUGUCUUUGAACUGACAAGUCUCAACUAUCGUCCAAUCAAACUAUAACACGAAUUGCUCAAAAAGAAAAUUAUUACGCCACAAGAUGUUGAUAUCUGUAUGAUAUAAUAAUCAUCGUUUCAAGUUGUAGAAACGAGAGAGAACAGAUAUCUUCAAACCAAACGAGGAAUAUUAUUAUACUCUGGAUAUAUAGCCUACUGUUAUGAACGAAACAGAAAGAAGAAAAUUCAAUUGUUUGUAACUUGUUAGGCCUACAUCAGUACCAUCUUCAAUAGAAGGCUUGAUCUCGCCUUAACUACGUAUAUCUUAUCAAACUCGCGGUCAGUUGCUUCAGGAACAUGCAUCAGUACAUGCAGCUGAAGAGAUAUAAUGAAUGAAAGAAAAAAGAUGAUGAUGUUAUUGAUAGCUUUAAGCUGUGGACUUACAACAGCUUUAGCGAACGGGGUUAGCAAACAAGAUGAAGAUCCUGUAAUUGGAAUAGAUCUUGGUACAACAUAUUCAUGUGUUGGCAUUUCUAUUAAAGGACAAAUAGAAAUUUUACGAAAUGACCAGGGUAAUCGAAUAACUCCAUCCUACGUAGCUUUUACAGAUAAAGGUGAGCUUCUUAUUGGUGAUGCUGCCAAAGAUCAGCAGAUCUCUAACCCUGAAAAUACUGUCUUUGACGUUAAACGUUUGAUUGGUCGAACCUGGGAUGAUCCAUCUGUUCAGAAAGACAAAGAAUAUUAUCCAUUUAAAAUUGUUAACAAAAAUGGCAAACCACAUAUCCAAAUAACUGUUAAGGGUCAGAAACGAAUCUUUGCCCCUGAAGAAAUAUCCGCCAUGGUUUUAGGAAAGAUGAAGGCAAUCGCCGAGGAUUAUUUGGGUAAAAAUGUAACCAGGGCUGUUGUCACAGUUCCUGCCUAUUUUAACGAUGCCCAACGUCAAGCUACCAAGGAGGCUGGAAGAAUAGCUGGUCUAGAUGUUUUGAGAAUUUUGCAUGAACCGCAAGCAGCAUCUUUAGCGUAUGGUUUACAUAAGAAAGAUGGAGAACAGAAGAUUGUUGUUUAUGAUUUGGGUGGAGGAACUUUUGAUAUCUCUGCUCUUGAUAUAGAUCAUGGUGUAUUUGAUAUUCUUUCUACAAAUGGAGAUACACAUUUAGGUGGUGAAGAUUUUGAGCAACGAGUAAUGGAGUAUUUCUUAAAAGUUAUCAAAAAGAAAAGUGGUAAAGAUAUCAGAACGGACAACCGAGCUGUACAGAAAUUACGUCGUGAAGUAGAAAAAGCCAAAAGAACCUUGUCUUCCCAACAUCAAGCUAGAAUUGAAAUUGAAUCUUUAUUCGAUGGUGAAGAUUUCUCAGAAACUUUAACCAGAGAUAAAUUUGAAGAAUUGAACAUGGAUUUGUUCUGGUCGACUUUGAAUCCAGUAAAGAAUGUGUUGAAGGAUGCUGAGUUGGAGAUAUCAGAUAUAGAUGAAGUUAUUUUAGUUGGUGGUUCAGCUAAUAUACCUAAAAUCUCUCAACUUGUUCAUAUCUAUUUUAACAAAAAGGUCUCAAGUUAUUCUAUAAAUCCCGAUGAAGCUGUUGCCUAUGGUGCUGCUGUACAAGCUGGUUUCCUUGGUGACGAAGAGAUGGAUGAGGGUUGUUUUUGUUGCGAUGUUAAUCUCCUGACACUUGGUGUAGAAACUGUUGGUGGUGUCAUGAAAACCAUUAUUCCCAGAAACACAGUCAUUCCAACCAAAAAAUCUCAGAUAUUUUCUCCGGCUGCCGAUAAUCAGCCUGUUAUAAUUAAAGUGUUUGUAGGUGAGAGAACUAUGGCCAAAGAAAAUCAUUUAUUAGGACAAUUCUAUUUAAACGGAAUCACUCCAGCUCCACGCGGUGUCCCCCAAAUUGAAGUCACUUUUGAAAUUGAUGUCAACGGUAUUUUAGAAGUAGUUGCUGAACACAAAGGAACAGGGCAGAAAGAGAAAAUAUUAAUAGAAAAUAUUUACAGUGAACUAACACCAGAGCAGAUCGAAAAAAUAGUCCAAGAUGCAGAAGAUGAUGAAGGAAUUCUACUUGGAGAUAUUUUUUAAAUUUUAUACAAAAGGUAACCCUGCCAACCCAGGUACAGAUAAAAUAGAUUAAUUUGUGCUGCGGAAUACAUAUAUUCACUACAAUAUAUUAAAUGUAGAUACUGUAAAAUAGAUUUGAUUUGAAGAAUAUUAAUAUUCCAUGGAGCGAGAGAGAGAGAGAGAGGACACUAGAGCACCCAGAGAAAACCCAUGAGGUUGGACAGGUGACCCUACUCCUUGUCACGUACAACUGGGUAAUUGAAACCACGCUAGUUGACUCAAUGACGGAAAUGAAAUAAAAUGGGGUUUAACGUCCUACUGUUCUGCUCCUAACCUGGGCUAAUGAAGACGGGCAUAUGCCAUACAGUGUGCUAUGAGGAAAAUUUUGCCCGGGCAGCGGCGCUACGGCCUACUCUUAUAUCGAACUCCAACUGCCAAGGGAUCUUUUAUGUGUACGCCACUGUGUACACAGGACCUCAGUUUUUCAUCCCAUCCGAACAACUAGACAGCUGUCCUUGUCAGGCCCUCCGUCCUGCAUGACUGACAAGGGGAAACCACGCCGGAAAAUCUGGAUGAACUUUCUCGGCCAAUGCAGGGAUCGAACACCCGACCUUCAGGCUAGCAAGCCAGCGUCUUAUCCACUAAGCCACGUGAUCCCCACUCAAUGACGGACCUUAUGAUACAGCGCGUACACGCUACCAUUCGGCAAUCCCCCCAAGAUUUAAAGAAUACCAAUAUUCGCUGUAAUACAUUCCAGAUUUGAAUAUUCAGUGUAAAUUUGUCCAUAUUUUAAUUUAUUAUUUGUCAAAUCUUUAUUGUUAAAUAUUGAAAAUAAUUUCCUUUUAUUCAUUAUAAGAUGUAGUCUUAAUUAAAAUUUUACCAACAUUUUGUUUCAAUAAAUUUAUCCAAAUAUUUACUCCUCUUCGUCUUGAUUUGAAGUCAUUUCUUUGUAAGGCAUGUUCAGUAAUACACAGGUUGUGAUUGGUGGUAUCUGAUCAACUUACCAAUCAAAACUGAUGAUACAGAAAAUUUUCUAAUCAAGGUCAAAGGUACAAAUAUGCUUAUAAAACCUUUAGUAGGCUAAAUCUGUUUGUUACGGCCAGCUCAAUUUUUGUCAAGCUUGCUGAGAUGUAAAUAAGGUUAGGGCAUGUGAUUGUUGGUGAAAUUGUAGGUUAGGUUUAGGGUAAGCAUUAGGGCUAGGUCCAGGGUUAGGGUUAGGGUUGGGAUUAGCGCUAGCCCUGUUUACAUCUUGUGACCUUUGACCAAACUUGAAGUCGGCCUUAUCAAAUAGAUCUUACCGUGGACAGAGGACUCGAGCAAUCAUUUUACAGACUUUUUGCUACUUAUUUAUCCAAUCUGAUUAAAAUACAGAUCUAUAUUUCGUUUCGUUUUUUUACACUCUCUCUAUAUCCUCCACCUGAAGAUCUGAGCAGUUGUAGUGGAAGGUCGCAUCAGGGGUCAUACUAUUGACUUUUGAUCCUAUGACCUCAGACAUUUGAUUAACAAAUCAGCGGUGAUGUUUCUAGUGGGAUACCCACAGUUCCGUGCACCUCACGCCAAGAACUUGAAGUAACAGACUGUUUCAUUCGCUAAUCCCUCACAUCAUACAGAACGAGGGUUAAAUAACAACUCUUCCAGAUCCUAGUGUAGUAAAGACAAGUUAAAUGAAAUUUUGAACCAUAAAAAACAAAACGAAAUAGGAGCUGUGUUUAACCAGAUUGCUUCUUUAUCUUCUUUCGGGAUGUGGAAUACGAAGACUGAUCCUGAUUGAAAAGUUUUGAAUAAAUGGAAUUGAUUGAGUAUGAUAAAUUUAUAUUAUUUCUUUAUUCAACAUCUUUUCAUUUUCUGUACAGACAAUAUGAUAAUAUAUUAUUUAUUUAUUAACUUAUAAAUUAUAUUUGAUUAUGACUAAUAUUAAACAAUAAUCUUCUCCAUGACAAUACUGGUAGUUUAAAAUGGGGUGUAUUCAUUGCAAAUCAAUAAAUUAUACAAAUCUGUUA
This is a messenger RNA of Patella vulgata (common limpet), 4212 nucleotides long. Its product is annotated as endoplasmic reticulum chaperone BiP. Gene Ontology annotation, biological process: cellular response to unfolded protein; endoplasmic reticulum unfolded protein response; protein refolding. Bases 554 to 2233 code for a protein of 559 amino acids. Gene Ontology annotation, molecular function: ATP binding; misfolded protein binding; heat shock protein binding. The transcript is spliced from 7 exons. The record is from RefSeq and is a predicted model, not a curated record. Gene Ontology annotation, cellular component: endoplasmic reticulum lumen; cytoplasm; membrane. NCBI's taxonomy places the organism in Eukaryota, Metazoa, Mollusca, Gastropoda, Patellidae.